This is a messenger RNA of Humulus lupulus (European hop), 1644 nucleotides long. Its product is annotated as ureidoglycolate hydrolase. The coding region runs from base 87 to 1514 and encodes 475 amino acids. Lineage: Eukaryota; Viridiplantae; Streptophyta; Magnoliopsida; Rosales; Cannabaceae. Gene Ontology annotation, molecular function: hydrolase activity, acting on carbon-nitrogen (but not peptide) bonds, in linear amidines. The record is from RefSeq and is a predicted model, not a curated record. The transcript has 12 exons.
GGUUCAAACAAGCACUUUCUUUCUUUAUUUCUAUCCAUCUUCAUACUUUGUACCAAUGAACUAAGGUACUCUUGCUCUUCUACCAAAUGCAGAAAAUCAUGUCUAUAUCUGCGCUUCUGCUAAUAUUCCUAUGUCCAUUUUCAACCUUAGCAGCAGCCUUUAACGAUGAAGACCCAACUAUUAGAACAAUGGAGGAUUUUUCUGGGUACCCAAUUCAUGAAUCUCACUCUUUCAUCUCAAACACUCUUUCUUCUUCACUAUCUGUGGAUGCUCAAAAUUUGCAGAGUCAGAUUGAUGAACUUUCAAGGCUUUCGGAUACACCUGCCCCAUCAGUAACCAGGGUUUUGUACACUGAGAAGGAUGUAUUGGCCCGAAGAUUCAUUAAAAACGUGAUGGGACUCUCUGGUCUAUCUGUUAGAGAAGAUGCCGUUGGUAACAUCUUUGGUCGAUGGGAAGGUCAUGAGCCAGAGCUUGCUGCAGUUGCUACUGGUUCUCACAUUGAUGCUAUUCCAUACUCUGGAAAGUAUGAUGGAGUGGUUGGUGUUUUAGGCGCAAUAGAAGCCAUAAAUGUACUGAAAAGGUCCGGAUUCAAGCCUAAAAGGUCUCUUGAAGUUAUCUUAUUCACUUCAGAAGAACCUACACGCUUUGGAAUCAGCUGCCUGGGAAGCCGCUUAUUAGCAGGGAGCGAGGCACUAGCAGAAGCUCUGAAGACAACAUUUGAUGGUCAAAACUUAUCCCUUCUCGAUGCUGCAAGAUCUGCCGGCUAUGCCAAAGAUCAAGAUGACUUAUCUAGUGUGUUUCUGAGGAAGGGUUCGUACUCUGCUUUUGUAGAGUUGCACAUUGAACAAGGCCCCAUUUUGGAGGAUGAAGGUAUCUCAAUUGGCAUAGUAACAGCCAUUGCAGCCCCUGCAAGUAUAAAAGUGGAAUUUGAAGGAAAUGGAGGCCAUGCAGGUGCUGUCCUAAUGCCAAAUAGAAAUGAUGCUGGACUGGCGGCUGCAGAAUUAGCAUUAGCUGUUGAAAGACAUGUCUUGGAAUCUGGAUCGAUAGACAGUGUUGGUACUGUUGGUAUAUUGGGCCUUCAUCCUGGAGCAAUCAACAGCAUCCCUAGUAGAUCACAUCUUGAAAUUGAUACAAGAGACAUUAAUGAAGAUCGAAGGAACAUCAUCAUUGAGAAAAUUCAUCAGUCUGCAAGUGCAAUAGCCAAAAAUCGCCAAGUUAAGCUAACCGAAUUCAAAAUUAUAAAUCAAGAUCCACCAGCACUUUCUGAGAAAUUGAUAAUUAAGGCAAUGGAAGAAGCAUCAAAAGAGCUUAAUCUUUCACACAAGUUCAUGAUUAGCCGAGCAUACCAUGAUUCAUUGUUUAUGGCUAGAGUAUCUCCGAUGGGUAUGAUCUUCAUUCCAUGUUACAAAGGUUACAGCCACAAACCAGAAGAAUUUUCAUCCGUGGAUGACAUGUCUAAUGGGGUCAAGGUUUUAGCACUUACUUUGGCCAAGUUGUCUCUAGAACUACGAUAACCACUGUUCAAAGUCAUUGUCUUCUUAACACUAAUCCUUUGACCCCUUUGUGGGCCAUAGUGACUCCCUGUUAAUACUUCAAAUAAGUGGGGCGAGUGACUCAGUUUAUUUGCAACCUCAUUUUGUGCUA